Molecule: messenger RNA, 582 nt
Organism: Macrobrachium nipponense
Lineage: Eukaryota; Metazoa; Arthropoda; Malacostraca; Decapoda; Palaemonidae
Exons: 1
Coding region: 1-582 (193 amino acids)
Biological process (GO): DNA integration
Molecular function (GO): nucleic acid binding
Source: RefSeq, a predicted model, not a curated record
AUGAUUAAUGAGAUCCGCUCUCAUGGUCUUUGGAUAGUUGGUAUGAGUAAAGCUGUUGCUUCCUAUAUUUAUAAGUGUGUCACAUGUAGGAAGAGUAGACGGCCAGUUGAGGAACAAAAAAUGGCAAACUUACCUGAAGAUCGAAUAGAAGAUGCACCUCCUUUCACCUUCAGUGGUAUGGAUUGUUUUGGACCCUUCCUUAUCAAGGAAAGACGUAAGGAAUUGAAGUGUUAUAGACUUUUAUUCACAUGUAUGGCUUCAAGAGCUGUUCGCAUCGAGAUGUUAGACGAUAUGUCUACCGAUGCUUUCAUUAAUGCUCUUAGGUGUUUUCUUGCUAUACGACGGGGUUCGUUCAAGUCUUGCGCUCCAGAUCAGGGUACUAACCUCCUAGGAGCAAAGAAUGAGUUUGAAAGGGGAAUGAAAGAGUUAGAUGUAGCACACCUCAAAGCCUUUGUGUCUGACCACCAGUGUGAAUUUGUUAUGAAUGCUCCACACUCUAGUCAGACUGGAGGAGUGUGGGAGAGGCAAAUAAGGACUGCAAGGAGUAUUUCAUCCUCCUUGAUGAAUGAAGCCAAGGGCUGA